Messenger RNA from Sycon ciliatum, 2181 nucleotides. RefSeq names its product pleckstrin-2-like. The transcript is spliced from 5 exons. Bases 293 to 790 code for a protein of 165 amino acids. The record is from RefSeq and is a predicted model, not a curated record. Lineage: Eukaryota; Metazoa; Porifera; Calcarea; Leucosolenida; Sycettidae.
CUUGCAUUGCUGAGUUCGUUGAUUUGUGAUCGACUUGUGUCCUCAACCUCAGGACAUGUACAUGACACAAUUUUGUCACUUUGCUGCUUUGCUAUCCAAUUUGUAGGGUGGAGUUUUCUGGUCUUUUGGAGUUCUCGGUUCUGGUUGUUCGAGCAAGUAACAGUUAUCCAUAGUCAUAGACUGAUUCAGCUCCCUUAGCUACACUGUAGUCUUGAAAUUCUACUAUUUUUCUUCCUUGAGUCUAUCUGGUUGCUUCUAUUGGGAGUUCCAGUUGUACUGUGUUGUGCCUGCCAUGGCAUCUCUUGUACGAAGAUUAACUUGGAGCAGUCAGACCAGGCCUCGUAUGACAGGCCCUUCGGACGAUGAUGGUGUGAUACGAAAGGGCUUGAUGAAGAAGAAGGGCCACAUGAGACGAAAUUGGCUAAAUCGCUGGUUCGUCUUGACGAAGAAAGGUCUCCACUACUACAAGGAUGAGAUGACUGCAUCGCUGCAUCCAGGUAAACCACAGGGAAAUGUUAUGCUAGUUGGAUGCACCGUAAAAGAAGAUCUUUUUCAGCGGCAUGAAAAUGUGUUUACGAUUUGGACAGCUGAUGGUAAAGAUUACCACAUGCAAGCUGGCAGUAAGGCGGAAAUGCAGCACUGGAUCAACGCAGUGGAGGAAGUCAGUAGACUAAAGCUCCAGGAAAGACGGAAAACUGCUGUCGAAGAUGUCCGGACUGACAGAAAGGACAGUGACUUGGGUGUUGUGCCUCGUACCCGUUGCCUCUCUACUGAUGGAGCAAUCGGUUAGACCAGCCUGUUGCUGUCUGUAUCCCACUUAUGUUUGUCUGUGUUUUUGCGCACAUGCGUGCAGUAGUCACUUAUUUCAGUAAGCGCUGCGGCUGAUGUGUGCUGCAGCGCGGGUGUGUGGUGCUUCCAGGCCCAUGCUCGCACGUCCAUGCACUGAAGCACCUUAUCGUGUUCCUCUCCGUUGCUCCUGGUUUGAGAAUGGAUCAGCCCAUAUAUGUCUGUACAUUCGUGAUGCUGUUGUUGAUAAUUCUGGUGUCUAUGUUAUCCUCCUUGAUAAACAUGGCUGCGUUUCUUCUUUGUCAAGUUUCUCCUUGCUUUCAAUAUUUGCUGCUUUUGCUGAGCCUGCCCUUUAAUGCCAGUGGUGAUGUUCCUGACUUGCUGCAGCAUCUAGAUUUUCAUAUUCUCCCUUUAGUAGUGGUGUGUAUGCUGUCCGCUGUGACGCCGCACCAUCCUGUGCUCUAAUUGGUGGGAUUAGCCGUGCACUUCCACUUUUGUCCGUAUGCGUGUACGGACGUGCAUGAGAGGCCGCCGCUGUUUGAUGCUUUACUUCAACUGCUGUACUAACUAGUAACCUGGCAAUGUAUGUGUUGUCUUGAGUCACGAAUCCCAGCACAUGUGCCAUCCUCGGCAUCUUGUGUAAAACCCUAGAUUUCUCCUCUGUUUUGUUUAUCCAAAUCUAUCCGCCGACGCAUUAGUUUACCGUGUUCUUACCCCUCAAUUAGGUUCCCCAUACUAAUCACCAGCUUUAACGCCUGGGCCAUCAUCGUUGCAUUUAGCCCCUUCUAUUUGGUGCCUGUCACUGUCCAUAUCUAGUACUUUUUUGUUUGCAUUGUACCUGCUACUGAGAGCUCUGUUUGGCUGUCUCUUGACAUGUUGCCCUUGCCUUUCUGCUGGCUGCCCACUUGACACUGCAUUUGACCAUAACACACUGCCCAUACUGCAACUAGCCGGUGGAUUGAGCAGCUCAAACCUUGCACAGUCCUUUUCCCUCCGCUGUGGCACUGCUGGCACUGCUACACACGCGUGGCCAUAGGGUAAGAACUGCCGGGGAUAUUACUGCACUGUUGUACUACUGUACUGGCUUUGUGCCAUGCCAUGCCAUCACCUCAUUUUAUAUUGCUACCCACCACAACUAUUCCACCUAUGAAAGUAGCUGCUACAAUGUACGUGUGCAAAUGAAAUAUCUCCGUAUCUGGCAUAUAUUUUCCUGUUCCCACCUUUAAGUUUUUUCCGUGUGUAUUUGCUUGCCCUUAUUUCUCUGCUGUGUGAAGCUGUCGACUGCUCUAUCUGAAGGAUAUCUCUGCCUCAUGUUUGCUUUGUUCAUCAUCUCAUAUCUUUGACUUGACUUUACAUGUCACUGUAUGUAUACAAGACUACUGCUUCAGUACAUCA